AUGCCCUCCGUCCUCCUCCCGCCCGCGGCACCCACAGUCCGCAAACGCGCCCCGGUGGUCGUCGGCCCCACAAACAAGACCCCCCUCCGCCCAACCAACAAGCUCCCGCAGGACCUCAUCGAGACCGCACGCGCGGCUCCGAAGAUCGACUUCGACGCGUCCAAGCACGUCUGCUUCGAGCCCCCGAAGAGGACGUACACCAUGGAGGAGUGGGGCUACGGCGACCAGGGCGUCUCCCCCAUCGCCUCCUCGGACCCCUUUCCCCUGUUUACCCCGGAGGCCGUGCAGCAGGUCAGGCGGGAGCUCUUUAGCGAGCAGGUUCUGGACAAGUGCCAGUUCUCGUCGACUUUUACGAAGAAUCAGUUGAGAGGGUACUCUAGAGAAGCCGCACCGUUCAUCCACGCCCUGUGGAAGAGCGACGAGGUACGGAACGCCGUGUCGCAGGUCGCGGGGAUCGACCUCGUCCACGCCUUCGAGUACGAGAUCGGACACAUCAACAUCAUCGUCAACAGCGACGAGGACGCGGGGAAGGCCGGCGGCGACAACGUCGGGUUCUCGUGGCACUACGACAGCUUCCCCUUCGUCUGCGUCACCAUGCUCUCCGACUGCUCCAACAUGACCGGGGGCGAGACCGCCGUGAAAAAGGGUGACGGCGAGGUCCUGAAGGUGCGGGGGCCCACGAUGGGCACCGCGGUCAUCCUGCAGGGCCGCUACAUCCAGCACGCGGCGCUCAAGGCGUUCGGCAAGGAGCGCAUCUCGAUGAUCACGCCGUUCCGGCCCAAGUCGCCCUUCGUCCGCGACGAGCUCGUGCUCACGGGCUCCCGCCCCAUCAGCGACCAGUCGAUGUUGAUGUACGACUACACCAUGUACCGCGCCGAGGUUCUCGAGGAGCGGUUCCGGGAGGUGCAGAGGAGGUUGAGGAGGCGGAUGGAGGCGGGGAAGAAGUUUGAUGUGGAGGAUAUGAGGGAGUUUCACGCGGAGCAGAAGGAGAUGCUGGAGGCUACCCUGGCGGAGAUGAUUCCCAUUUAUGACGUGGUUUAG
Molecule: messenger RNA, 1041 nt
Organism: Colletotrichum karsti
Lineage: Eukaryota; Fungi; Ascomycota; Sordariomycetes; Glomerellales; Glomerellaceae
Exons: 3
Coding region: 1-1041 (346 amino acids)
Source: RefSeq, a predicted model, not a curated record